AUGCCUGUGAUACAGGGUCCCACGUCAGGCGAUGCGCCUCAGACAUUCAAUCAGCCAUCCCGAAAGGGCAAAAAGGCCUGGAGAAAGAACGUGGACGUCACCGAAGUGCAACAGGGCCUCCAAGAUCUGAAUGAAGAGAUUAUUCAAGGUGGCGUAAUUCGAGAGAAAGACUCCAAAGAUCUUUUCACUCUUGACACGACCCGCGAUACGACCAUCUCCAAACGACUACCGAAGCACCUCAAGAAAGGACUAAAGGCCGACGAGAUCAUUGCCGCACGCUCCGCUGUCCCUGCUGUCUCCCUUCGUAAACGCCCCUCUAAAACGACUGAUGGCAUACUCCCCGUGAAGCGCCAACGCACGGACUGGGUCUCCCAAAAGGAACUGUCGAGGUUGAAGCGUGUGGCGGACGGGCAGCACGACAAUACCGUCGAGGUGCGCGAUGCAACAUACGAUCUAUGGGAUGCCGAGCCGAAGAAGUCCGAGGUCCAAAUCGACGAGUUCUUCCCCGAGCCUGUGCAUGCCAAGACACCCAAAUCAAUGAAGCAGGCACCACUGUCUCUUCUAGCCAACGGCAAGACUGAAGCCGCGGUGCAGCGUCCUACUGGUGGAUACUCAUACAAUCCCGCUUUCUCCGACUACGAGAAGCGUCUGGCCGCCGAAUCCGCCAAGGCCAUUGAGGCAGAGGAGAAGCGCCUUGCUGACCUUGAGGCAGCCCGCGUCAGAGCGGAAGCUGCUGCUCGCUCGGCGGCCGAGGCGGAAGCGGCCGAGGCUCGCGCCAACAUGUCGGAAUGGGAAGAAGACUCGGAGUGGGAAGGCUUCCAGAGCGGUGCCGAGGAUGGUCGACCGACGAAGCUUCCUCAGCGCAAGACACCCCAGCAGCGAAACCGGAUGAAGAGAAGAAAAGAAGAGGAGAGACUACAGAAGCACAAGGCCGCCAUGAAGGCGCGCCGUGUGCAGGAGCAAAAGAUUGCAGAGUUGGCACAGGAGGUCUCCGAAAAGGAACAGCUCCGUGCGUUGAUGCGACAGCAACGUGCACUUGCCGCUGGCUCCGACAGCGAGGGCGAGAUAGGGGAACAGAAACUGAGGCGGAAGCAGCUCGGCAAGUACAAGCUACCCGAGAAGGACCUGGAGCUUGUUCUGCCAGACGAGCUGCAGGACAGCCUACGACUGCUCAAACCCGAGGGUAACAUGAUGAGGGAUCGAUACAGGAGCAUGCUAGUCAGGGGCAAGGUCGAAGCAAGGAGGCAUCUUCCCUUCAAGAAGCAGGCCAAGAGGAAAGUCACGGAGAAGUGGACGCACAAGGACUUUGUCAUUUAG
This is a messenger RNA of Emericellopsis cladophorae, 1317 nucleotides long. RefSeq lists its product as uncharacterized. The transcript is spliced from 2 exons. The record is from RefSeq and is a predicted model, not a curated record. Gene Ontology annotation, cellular component: nucleolus. Lineage: Eukaryota; Fungi; Ascomycota; Sordariomycetes; Hypocreales; Bionectriaceae. Gene Ontology annotation, biological process: rRNA processing; ribosomal large subunit assembly. The coding region runs from base 1 to 1317 and encodes 438 amino acids. Gene Ontology annotation, molecular function: 5S rRNA binding.